Molecule: messenger RNA, 1866 nt
Organism: Penaeus indicus
Lineage: Eukaryota; Metazoa; Arthropoda; Malacostraca; Decapoda; Penaeidae
Product: mucin-2-like
Exons: 2
Source: RefSeq, a predicted model, not a curated record
GAGAGUGACAAGUUCACAAGAAUGCUUUUGUGGAUGAUGGUCACGAUGGCGGCGGGGGCGACGGGCUUCUCCAGCGUUGGCGGGCCCCCCGUGCACGAGGAUCUUCUGGCCGGUGGUGUCCAGCAGGUCUCGGUGCUGAACGUUCGCUCGCUGCUGGACCUUCCUUUCUUCAACUCCCCAGAUUCCCAGGUAUUCCUGGUUCAUCCGCCGGGUUUCGCACCCCGGGCCCCGCCCUCUCAGGCCUCGAACCAGCACCCACCGGCUUCCCCUUCCAGCCACGCUUCUUCGCCUCAUAUCACCCCGGCUGUGCUCGUGGCAUCUAAUGUACCAUCACAUGUACCAUCCUCUGGGACGCAGCCUCGUGUAUCCCCUGCAAUGUUGCCAAACAUGUUAUCUGAUAUAUCAUCUAAUCCAAUAAUCGACGAGACAGUAGACCCUUCCAUUGUCCUACUAAAUCAACCUCAAGCACCUAUACCAAAUACCUUAACCCCUAUACCUGUCAUUCCCGAGACCUUGACCCACACAACCGCCCGGUCGACCGCAGUCCGUGAACCUGCAGUUGCCAUUCCCCAGCCUUCAAUUCCCGUAUCCGAAUCUCCAGCCUCUCAGCCUCCGUUCACUACCCCUCAUGCCUUACCUGCCACGUCACAGUCCACAUUAGUAUCGUUCCCCUCACAAAUCGCAAACUCUUUUCCUCAGCAUCAGUCGUCGGCGUCCGACGCCUCUGUCUCCACGUCUUCUGACGUUCCACAAACUUCCCAAUUACCAGCAUCUGCUUCUUUACCCCCAUCUAUCCCAGAACAAAGCACAUCCGCUUCUCAUCAACAAAAUGAUGUCUCGCUUAACCCAUCUACCGAAGCCCAGCUAUCACUUCCAAACAGCUCACCUCCCUCUCCUGUUGAUCCUCUCGCUCAAGAAAAGAACUUUAUUCACCAGCCUGUAAUACCCACUCCCCAACUUCUCUCUUCAACUUCCCUCCCCCUUCUGCCUUCUCAGUCAUCUCCUUUGCCAUCGUUGUCAGUAAAUGUUGCAUCAUCUUCUCAGCUUUCUCUGUCUCAAGAACUCGCCUCCACACCGGCCAGCUCUGGCCCUCCUGCUUCCCCAGCGGUCGCUAGUAACCGCAUCCUGCAAGUUGAUCAGGACCGGUCCGUUAACGCUUUGCCCUCGGGUACUUCGCCUCCGCCUUCCUUGGGGCAUCUCGAGAUCGCACACACUCGGUCCUCCAUUUCUCCCGCCAUUACUCAACAGUCCCCGCCUGAGGAAACGUUUCUUGAUUCGCCUCCUGUGACAUCCGCGGCUCCGCCUGUCUCCACAGCUACUGGUUCAAUGAGGCCAACGAUUCUAGAUAACGAGGUAUCAACGAUGCCCGAAGGAUUAGCUGCAAGACAUCCAGUGCGCCUGAUCAUGCCAGGGGCUGAGGAGGUCACUGCGCGUCGUUUGGCAACACAAGCUCGCCGCGAUUCGAUGCAACGGUCCACCACUGUGGAAACUACGUCCGCGACUCCCUCUACCGUCGCGCAGAAAACAACACCAACAGCAUUCCUCUCGUCCACUAUUCCAGGAACGACCCCGCGAUCUAGUACUACAUCAGUUACCACGUCAACUGCGUCGGCACCCACAGCGCCACCUUCUGUAGCCACUACACCAUCAACGGCAAGCACGCCACAGGCUCUUCCCGAUACUCCCCAGCAAGAGACCGCACCGUCGAGCGCGCACAGAAUUACUUCCCUGGACCCUCUGACGUCACUUUUCCUCAGCGUAUCCAGAUCAGCUGUGCAAAAUGUUGAAUCUGCUGCUUUCUCCCACUUCCACGGCCAACGCCCUGCCGCCGCACCCGUGCCAGAAGGCACGCCCGAAGUCCCUUAG